Messenger RNA from Striga asiatica, 435 nucleotides. The record is from the annotation of a GenBank genome assembly. NCBI's taxonomy places the organism in Eukaryota, Viridiplantae, Streptophyta, Magnoliopsida, Lamiales, Orobanchaceae.
AUGAACAAGAAAUUCAGCAAGAGGGGUCUAAAAACACAUUUAUCAGCUGGGCAGCUCAGUAACUUCAAUUUUCAGAAGUAUAUAAAGCAUUCUUUGGAUAAAGAUUUCAAAACUGUAAUCAGCAUCAGCCCACUUAUGUGGUUAACGGUUGUUAUCUUCAUGCUUGUGGAUAUUCAUGGUUGGCAUUCUUAUCUUUGGAUAUCGUUUGCUCCAUUGGUGUUGGUCUUAGCAAUUGGCACAAAAAUGGAAGUGAUCGUUGCAAAAAUGGCAAUUCAGCUUAAGAAGCAGAAAAAAGUGUUUACUGGAGUUGUUGAACUUGAUGACAAUCUCUUUUGGCUUGGAAAACCAGAAUUCGUGUUGGACUUAUUGCAUGUGACACUUUUUUUGAACGCUUUUGAGAUGGCCUUUUUCAUCUGGGUUACGAAAUCAAGUUGA